Messenger RNA from Effrenium voratum, 2289 nucleotides. NCBI's taxonomy places the organism in Eukaryota, Dinophyceae, Suessiales, Symbiodiniaceae. The record is from the annotation of a GenBank genome assembly.
AUGGCGGACGCAUCGCGUGAUCUCGCCCAGGGCACCAUCGAGGUGAUGGUGUCCGAGAGCGUGUGCGCGAAGGAGCGAAUGGAAGCGAGAGAGGUGGAAGAAGCCUACCAAAAGUUCGAGGAAAGCGAAGAGCACAUCAAGGAGCUAGAGGAUCGCGGCGCCAUCUCUGCGGAUGAAGCGCGCCGCCUGAGAACAAGAGGCAAGAUGCAUCAGCAAGAGGACUCCGAGAAGAAGCCGAAGAUCUCCAGCGCGGUGCUAGCGGGCGCUGACCACAAGACCAACGAGCAAAUCAUCGAGGAAGCUUUGAAAGCCAAAAAGGGUUUCUGGCUGAUGGAGUUCUUCCGGAAGGCCCUGAGGCUCGAUAAGCUGAAUGACAUCAUCAACAAGGAGAAGUCCAAGAGAAGAAAGCCGACAUACAUUCACAGGUUUCCUUACACGAGGGCCAUGGUGAAGACUGGCAUGAGCUUUGAGCUCUUCACCUUCUUCCUGGUCGCCUGCAACGGCGUUUUGACCGGCGUUCAGAUCUCCGCGUGCGGUCAAGGGUACGGAGAGCCCAAGCCUCAGAUGUCACGGUCAAAGACCGCCAUGUUGCUGGGUGUCUUCAACCCUACGGCGGUGUGGGCUCAAGUGGCCGAUCGCGUCCUUUGGGAAGCCAUGGGCAGCGCAGGCUUCAGAAGCGGGUACCGACGCUCAGAGGAUGUUCUCAUUGCAUCGGACGCAGUGUGCACGGAUUCCCAAGAAGUCCUGCAGCCGUUCUUCCUCUGCGAGCCACCAGAGCAGGUGCGAGUCUUCAUCACGCUCUUCUGCAUCUCCGUGGCGCUGGGGCUCAUCAUCCACCACCCCGCGGCGGUGAGCUUCUACCGUCGGCUCACACGAGCUCAGCCACCCCAAAGCCAGCGGCGAGGGCUGGGCUACACCGCGUGCAAGGCCUAUGGCAUUUUUCCCAUCGUCCAGCUUCCCGAGAGCCACUUCCAGAUGGUGGGCUGGCUACUGGUGGUGUCUCUCCUACUGGCCUGCCACUCUCAUCUGGCACCGCGUUUUUUCCUCUUCGCGAGCUUUGGCCUCUACUUCCUCUACUUCGGCCAGUUGUAUUGUGAGUCCAAGCACGGGGGCCACGGAGCGCUGCUGCUGCCCUCGGUGCUGCUGCUGCUGGCUCUGAGCGGCGGGCCCUUGGGCUCGCCCUGGAGCCUGGUAUUCAUCAAGCUCUUCCUGGGCACAAUCUACCUGGCUGGGGCUGUGUCCAAAGUCGUGGUCUCUGGGGUCUUUGGGAAGCCAUGGCUGGGCAGCACCAUGCAAGCCUACAUCCUGGACGCCAUGUGGAGCCGCCCCCACCCCUCCGCCCUGGUCCGCGCCGCGCAGCGCUUUCUGUUGCAGCGCUGGUAUCUCUGCACGUCUAUGGCCUUGUUUGGGCUGGUCUUCGAGUUUGGAUGGCUUCCCCUGGUCAUCUUCGGCGGAAAGCUGGGCUCCGUACUUGCGGCUGCAGUUGCCUUCUCCUUCCAUCUGGGUGUGGAUCUUCUGCAGGGUCUGGACUUCAAGCCCUUCUGGUGCCCGGUCUUCUGGGCCUUCCUCCCCGACGUGCAGGCACUUUGGUACGGCCAGGACGUGGUGAACGACUGGGAGGUGCUUGCCCAGGGCUUCGAAGAAGAGCCCUGCCGAUGGCUGAUGAGUGCGGCGUACCUGCUUCUGCAGGUGGCGGUGUCUCUCCGGUUCCUGGAUUGCCGGGAGGGCAUGGAGUGUUUGCCCCUCACCUGCUGCCCCAUGUUCGCCGUACCUCGGAACCUCUUCGACAAGGAGAUCCGUGGUGGCGUCAUGACUGACUUAGACCUUCGCGGAGGAGGACACGUGGACUUCGCCUACAACUUCUUCCCCUGGCUGACCGAUCUCCCGCUGAGCGGCAAGGACUUAAACCAGAUGCCUGGCCGGGUACUCUUCUGGAUGUCCACUCUCCACGUCGACGAUCAACUCAAGCGUUUGGUGAAGCCGGAGCACAUGGAUAAGGAGCUGAUGAUUUGCGCGAACUUCGAGGUUUCACCACUUUUGCACACCAAGCUGCUGGAACUCCUGCACCAUCUCGAGCAGGCUUGCCCAGAUGAUUGGGCGGAUGCAGCUAAGGUUACAUCCCUGAUCGAGCUCCAAGCAGAGUGCCGCCGGCUUUUCGAAGCGCACGCGGUCAACUUGGAGGCCCAGGAUGCCUCCUGCUCGUUUCAGGCCAAGGGCACUCCGGACCUACUCAACUGGAUGAACUUUUUUACACCUACGGAGUGCCAUCCAUACGUGGCUGCGCAGUGA